GUGAAAAUGAUUGUAUGGCAAUAUUAGAUAAGUUAAAUAAAUUAUCAUAUAAAAUUAAGAAAUCAGCUUCAAAAGAAAAGUUGCAAACUAGUAAAUAUUUAUCAGCGAUAUUAUGUAGACAAAAAUCAUUAGAAAAAACUGGUAUUAAUUAUUUAGAAGAUAAACAAAUUGAUAAUUUACCAAAAGCCAAAUCACAAUUGGAUACCAAUAAAAGUGACCUAAUUUUUAUGGAAAGGAACCCGACAAUUCUAACUAAUACUUUGCAUGCAAUACAAACUCUGAAUAAAGAGGAACAAGAAAAAGCAAUCUACGAUUGUAAAACUCGUAUUUUGGAUCAAGAAAGGCAAUAUUCGCUUAAAAGAAAUAAUGAUUCAGAAACACUAUUAAUGUAUGAAAAUAAAAAUAAAAUAUUAAACGAUAGUAGUGAUGGAUCAUGUGAUAAUCUUUAUGGUAGCAGCAUAGAUAAUAAUCAAUCCGUGGAUUCGUCAUCUUUAUUUGUUACUUGUAAUGAAACGGAAGAAACUAAUAAUCCUUUAAUAAACAACGCAACUUCAAGUACUGUUGAUACAAAAAUACAAAAGCGUAAAAAAAUAAUAAAUGAUUACAGUUAUGUAUUAUCAAUUCAUAAUGAUAAAAAAAACGAUAGUAUUUCGUCAACAAAUCAAAGUCAAAUUGAAUGCAAUUGCAAUGAAUGCCAAGAAGGUAGUUGGACACGUUUACGUGGUGGAAAAACAAAAGAUAGUAUAUGUUUUUGUCCACAAUGUUUAUGUGAAAAUUGUACUCGUAAAGGCAGAUCAAAAUCAUGUAACUGCGGUAAAACAUGUACAUGUGAUCCAUGUGGCGAUACAAAUGCAAUAGACGAGAUUUUAUCACGGCGUAUAGCUAAUACAAGAAUGAAAUGUUUAAAGGAUACCCAACCAAUAUAUCCACCGUGUUCUUGCCCAAAAGAUGAAUGCCCUUGCAAUCCGUGUAAUGAUCCACAACGUGCGAAGCCAAACUGUAGAUGUGAUUGUAGUGUAAAUGGAUGUAAAUGUAAUCCAUGUAAAUGUACUCCAUGUAAUGAUCCAAUGUGUAACACACAAAAAUUUCAAUGUUUUUGUACGGAAUGUUAUUGUAAUCCAUGCAAGGAUCCAUUGCGUAAAAAAAUAUCCAUAUGUGAUGAACCAAAACCGCCAAUACAAUGUGUGUGUCCAGAUUGUGAAUGCAAUCCAUGCUCAGAUCCAAGUAAAAAGCCAAGAUCGGUAUGUGAUGAUAGAACGUGUGAAAAUAAACCACCUAAACCUGCUUUUCCCACUGUAUGUGCUUGCCCCAAUUGUGAAUGUAACGUAUGUUCGGAUCCAUCGUGUAGGAAAACUAGAGCUCCAUUGAACGAUUCAAAUUCUUUAAAAUCAACGUGUAAUUGUACGCCAAAUGCAUGUAAUUGUAACCCUUGUAAAUGUGAUUCAUGUAAUGAUCCAGCAUGUAACAAACCAACCAGCCGAAAAAACUUACCAAUAUGUGCAUGCCCUCCUGGAGAUGCUUGCAAAUGCGAUCCUUGUUCGGAUCCAUAUCGAAAUAAGCCAACGAAAUGUUUUUGUCCCGAAGGAUCGUGCCCAUGUGAUCCAUGCUCAGAUCCAACAAGAUCUAAAAUACCAAAUAAAUGUUUCUGUCCAGAAGGAUCUUGUCCAUGUGAUCCUUGUGCAGAUCCAAAUCGAGCAAAGCUAAAUAAAUGUCUUUGUCCCGAAGACGCAUGCCAAUGUGAAAAAUGUACGGAUCCAACAAUAAUUAAAAGAAUCGAAAAAAAAUGUAAUUGUCCUGAAGAUAAUUGCCAAUGUACUGCAUGUACUGAUCCUACAAGAGCCAAAAAAUCACAACGUAUAUGUGUUUGUCCAAUAGAUGCAUGUCCAUGUAAAGCUUGUGGAGAUCCUACACGAGCAAAACCAAAACCGUGUAAUUGUCCAGAAGGCGCUUGCAAAUGCGAUAAUUGUGCAGAUCCCACUCGUGCAAAAGUUAUAGCUCCAAAAAAAUGCAAUUGCCCUGAAAAUUCUUGCUUGUGUAAAUCAUGUGGUGACCUUGAACGGCUGAGCCAAAUGCAAGCUAAAAAAAGCACUGAAUGUUUUUGCCCAAAGGAAUGUUGUCCUUGCGAAAAAUGUGCAGAUCCCACUCGAUUUAAGCCUACCAAAUGCCAUUGCCCAGAAAAUGCUUGCACUUGUGAAAAAUGUGCGGAUCCUGCACGCAGUAAGCCCGAAGCAUGUUCUUGCCCAGAAGAUUCUUGUCCAUGCGAAAAAUGUCAAGAUCCCACGCGAAGUAAAACUAAAAAAUGCACAUGCAAUGAAUUUUUUUGUCCGUGUGAAACUUGCGAAGAUCCAAAACGGGCUGAGCGAAAUAGACGAGAAAAAUUCAUGAAAAAUGACAUAUGUGCCUGUCCAGAAGAUGCAUGUCUAUGUGAGGCAUGUGCUGAUCCCAGACGUGUUAAACCCAAAAAAUGUUCGUGUCCAGCAGAAUCUUGCUCAUGUGAGAGUUGUGGGGAUCCUGAUCGAGCUAAAAAGAAAUGUAUGUGUCCACAAGAUAAUUGCCUAUGCGAAGACUGUGGUGACCCAACUCGGAAAAAAAAACCAUGCAGUUGUCCUGAAGAGUAUUGCCCGUGUGUAGAAUGUGGUGACAAAGUCCGUGCGGCACGAAAUAAAGACGUCCAUUCAUGUAGUUGCGAAGAAGAUGCAUGCCUAUGUAAUCCCUGUUCAGAUCCAACGAGAGCCAAAAAGAACAAGUGUUCGUGUCCUAAAGACGCUUGCUCAUGUGAGAAUUGUGGCGAUAUUACUCGACGAAAAAAACCUGACGAAUGUACUUGUCCUAAAGACUGUUGCCCAUGUAAUCCAUGUAAAGAUCCUACACGGCAGAAAAAGAUACUAAAAUGUAAUUGUGCGCCUAAUGAAUGUAUAUGCACUGAAUGUCAAGAUCCAACAGUAAAAAAACUAUAUAAAUGUUCAUGCACGGGUGAAUGUACGUGUAAUAUAUGCAAUGAUCCAAUAAUCCAAGCAAAAAAACUUAAAAACGAAGUAAAAAAAUGUGAUUGCAUUGGUGAAUGUAAUUGUAAUCCAUGCGAAGAUCCAACCAAAAAAUUGUGUACGUGUAAAUCAUGUUUUUGUAUUGAAUGUUCUGAUCCAAAAUAUCAAAAGAAGAAAUUUUGCACCUGUCAGCCACAAUGUGAAUGCAAAUAUUGUUCUUUACCAAGAAAGACAACGGUACAUAGUGUUACCAGCCUUUAUAAAAGUGCGGUGAGCAUUGUAUGUGAUCGAAUAUCUGCGCUUAUGGAUAAAACACGUUCUGCAAAUGAAUCAUGCAAUGUCAAUUCGGUACAAUCAAAAAAUGAUAAAGAAAUAUGUAUUAUAUAUCAACCGAAUAGGCAUCCAGCAUGUACAUGUGAACAAUGUAUAUGUGAUCCAUGUUGCCCUACUGUUCCAGAACCAGCACCCCCACCAACAGAGAUGUUAUGUGUUUGCGAUGUAGUACAAUCAACUAAUGAUAAUACGUUACGUGAUGCAAUACCUAAUGAAAGUUUUGGUAAAACUUUACCAAUCGAUUGCACUUGCGAUAAAUGUACAUGUGACCCAUGUGUUCCACCGCUAAAAGAACUAUCAAGAGAUGAUGCAUGUUCGUGUCCUUCACCAUGUACAUGUUGUGGUACAUGUAAUAAAUUUAAGAAGGAAAGAUCAGCAUUAACUCAGCCACAACCACGUGAACCACUUAAAAAUGAUAUUUGUAUAAUGGAAGGAUGCACGUGUAUUGGUCGCUGUUGUUGCGAUCCAUGUAAACCAAAGCCAAAGAACAUGAGUAAAUGUAAAUGCAUUGGUAAAUGUAAAUGUAACGCAUGUGCGAAAACAAAAAAACAAAUUCCAGAGGGUUGUAAUUGUGACAAUUGUGCAUGCGAUCCAUGUAAACCGCAAGUGAGAGAUAAUUUAAAAUGUGUGUGUGGUCAAGAUACAUGCGAUUGCGAUGCAUGUAUCAAUCCAGAACCACAUUUUAAAACACAUUCAUCCGCAAAUGCCCCACCAAUUAGUGACUGCAAUGCUAAUAAGCAUAAUGAAGAUUGUACUUGUGGACCAACCUGUAUUUGCGAUGAACAUGAAAAAAAACAAAUAACCAUAUGUGAUACGAAAAUUCCAUGCGAUUGUUUUGAAUGUAAAUGUCAAAAAUGGCAAAAUGACAAACAUGAAUUUUGUUGUAUAUGUGACGAUAAAAAUCUUAAAUGUGAUUUUAAAUGUACAUGUGGCGAACAUUGUCCAUGUGAAACACAAAUAACGGUACCCGUAAAAGAUACAUUAAUUCCUUCAGAUUGUACAUGUGAUCCCUGUACAUGCGAUCCAUGUUUUACAAAAGGAUCACAAAUGGAAAAAAUACUUAGUAGAUUAACAGACCCGAGUAAUAAAAAUAAUUCGUCAUCAUUACCAUGUUCAUGUCAGCCGAUGUGUCGUUGUGGGGAUUGUUUUAACGAAAAUGUUACAAAAGUGCAUUCAUAUUCAGAGAAAAAAACCGAACAACAGAAAAACGAUUGUGAUUUGGCCCAAAAUACGAUGAUUAUCAAAGCGGAUGAAAUACAAAUAAAUGAAGUAUGCAAUUGUUGUAAAUGCCCGGAUACAAAUAACAAAGCCAGGGAUCAACAACAACAACAAGCCACAACAGCAGAAAACUACAGAAAAAGAAGUCAAAAACAAGAAAAUGAAAAAAAAAUUGAAAAACAGUCAAUGGAAGAAAAUAAACGGUUGGUAGCAAUAAUUAAAAGUGUUUGUGCAAAAACUCACCAAAAUAAUGAAAAACAGCAGCAACGAGUUGUUGCAGUAAUUAAUAGUAGUUGUCAAAAAAAUCAAGAAAAAAUAGAAAUAAAAGAAGAGCAACAGCGGGUAGUAGCAGUAAUUAAUAGUAGGUGUCAUAAGCCUCCACAGUACACUGAAAAACAACAAUCGCGGGAAAUAGAUGGAAAACCUAAUGUUUGUCAUCCAGGUAUUUGCGAAAAACGGAAGCAGAAUCUAGUAGAAGUAAUGAGUACUUGUUUAAACGAAGAAAUUCAACUGCAGCAAUAUAAAAUGCAGCAAAAACAAAGGCAUGUAAUAAAUACCAAAAAACCACCAAUAAUAUAUCCUUGUAUAAAAGUGGAAACAAAUCCAUGCCCAGAUGCAAAAAUAGACCCUUGCCAAGAAGAAAAAGUAGAACCUUGUCAAGAAGAUAAAACAGAGCCAUGCAAAGAUGAAAAGGUAGAUCCUUGUCAAGAAGAAAAGGCAGAUCCUUGUCAAGAGGAAAAAGUAGAUCCUUUUCAAGAAGAGAAGGUAAAUUCUUGUCAAGAAGAAAAGGUAGAUAUUUGUCAAGAAGAAAAAGUAAUUCCUUGUCAAGAGGAAAAGGUAGAUCCUUGCCAAGAAGAAAAAGUAGAUCCUUGUCGAGAAGAAAAAGUAAAUCUUUGUCAAGAAAAAAAAAUAGAUCCUUGCCGAGAAGAAAAAAUAAUAUAUCCUAUCCAAAAAGUAGACCCUUGCCAAAAAGAAAUAUAUCCUAUCCAAAAAGUAGACCCUUGCCAAAAAGAAAUAUAUCUUAUCCGAAAAGUAGACCCUUGCAAAAAAGAAAUAUAUCCUUGCCUGAAAAAAAAAGUACAUCCUUUUUGCAAAGAAAAAGCUGGUCCUUCCCGUGAACCAAAUCCAGCUUGCUUAGAAGAACAAGUACAUCCAUGUCUAGAAGAACAAAGAAUAGAACCUUAUCAAAUAGUAUGUGAAUCAGAAGAUUCUUGUUACACAUGUGAUGGUUAUACGUCACUGAAAACAGAUGUGUGCCUUAAAUUGAAAUCUAAAUUUCAUUGUAUUAAAGCAUAUUUUGGUGAUUAUUUUAGUGAAUUAAUCAAAAGUCGUGCUAAGGAAGAAGAUGAUGAGGAUGAAUGCACUUGUGAUAUAUGUAAAUGUCGAAGAGAAAUACGCAGUAAGCAUCAUAAAAAUAAAUCGACAAUAACUCACGAUUGUGCUUGUUCAAGUGCAUGUAAAGAUGUUGGAUGUUCAAAUUUAUCAAAUGAUUCGACAAAACAACCGUGUAGUUCAGCAAAUGUCCCAAAAUCGGAACAAUGCCUUGCAAUCAUUAACUCAAAGAAAACAUUAUCAACUUGCGCUAGUAGAAAAGCAAUUCCUUGCAGUGAGACAUGUUCAGCAAUUGGAAAAGUAGAUUGUAAUACUAGCACCAGGGGUUUGGGUGCAAGUUAUUUAGAUGAAUAUUAUUAUUCAGAAAAUAUUCAAAAAGAUGUGCAAAAAAUUGAUUCACGCGAGGAGAAUCCAAUGCGGACAAGAACAUCAAGUAAAGAUAAAAAUUCCAGCUUUAUUGAACUUUAUGAUUAUAAACAGAAUAAUAAAGGCUUACAAGCAAUGGCAGAUGACGAUGACAAUGAUAACCGUGAAAUCAUCUCACAAACAUAUAGUCCACAAAAUCUGGUAAUCCUAUGA
Messenger RNA from Chrysoperla carnea, 6446 nucleotides. RefSeq names its product balbiani ring protein 3-like. The record is from RefSeq and is a predicted model, not a curated record. NCBI's taxonomy places the organism in Eukaryota, Metazoa, Arthropoda, Insecta, Neuroptera, Chrysopidae. The transcript has 7 exons. Bases 15 to 6446 code for a protein of 2143 amino acids.